AUGGAGAACUAUAAGAAGACAAAAAUUGUGGAGAAACCCUGUCCUCUUCCUUUCACCAACCUGCCUCCUGAUAUUAUUGAAAUGAAGGUGAAGGAUGGGAGCAAAAUCAGAAAUUUGAUGGGCUAUGCCAUCAGCAAAAUGGAGCUCGAUUCUGUGAGACAGAUUCUUUUCAGUGGCUCAGGCAAGGCUGUCAGCAAGACUAUUACCUGUGUGGAAAUCAUGAAGCGAAGGCUGAAAGAGCUGCACCAGAUCACCAAAGUGCUCUUCAGACAGAUCGAAGAGAUCUGGGAACCCAUUGUGCCUGAGGCAGGCCUUGAUGCCUUGACGGUGAAGAGGAACAUUCCUGCCAUAUGUGUCCUUCUCAGCAAAGAUGCCCUCGACCCUCAGGAGCCGGGAUACCAGGCCCCAGGCUCUUUUGAUGCCUUCUGGAUUGAGACACUUAAAGCCGAGUCCCAGGGCCAAAUGAAGAGGAAGCAGGGUGGAGGCAGGGGAGCUGGCAGCACUGGAAAGCACCCUCGGUCUGCUGGAGGAGGGCCUGGGGAGUCCUGUGCCAAGUCUUGA
Messenger RNA from Apaloderma vittatum (bar-tailed trogon), 561 nucleotides. RefSeq names its product ribonuclease P/MRP 25kDa subunit-like (gene RPP25L). Gene Ontology annotation, molecular function: RNA binding. Gene Ontology annotation, cellular component: ribonuclease MRP complex. NCBI's taxonomy places the organism in Eukaryota, Metazoa, Chordata, Aves, Trogoniformes, Trogonidae. The transcript has a single exon. Bases 1 to 561 code for a protein of 186 amino acids. Gene Ontology annotation, biological process: tRNA 5'-leader removal. The record is from RefSeq and is a predicted model, not a curated record.